Messenger RNA from Symbiodinium sp. CCMP2592, 549 nucleotides. The record is from the annotation of a GenBank genome assembly. NCBI's taxonomy places the organism in Eukaryota, Dinophyceae, Suessiales, Symbiodiniaceae.
AUGCGCAAGAAUUUCUUGACCUGGCCGCAAUCAACAUAUGUGUGUUCAAGAUCGAGUCCCUUAGUGCUGCAGUGGUGCUUCCAGGCAGAGUGCCAGAGACAGUCGCCGAGAGCAAUGGGAAAGUCGAGGAAGAGCGCUCGUGUGAGUGAUCAGAUGAUGUUCCCAAUGCCGGGGGCAAUGAACCCAGCAAUGGGAAUGAACAACCCACUGGCCAUGAUGAACCCUUUCAUGUUGCAACAGCAGCAACAGAUGCAGCAGCAGCAACAGAUGCAGCAAAUGCAGCAGAUGCAGCAAAUGCAGCAACAGCAGCAGAUGGCUGCUGUGGGUGAAUCAAGGCAGAGUGCCAACGACUCCUCCUCGUCGGAAUCAGAAGACCAAGAAGUGAGGAGGAUUCGUAAGGAAACCAAGAAGAACAGAGCAAGGCAAGCAGCAACGAUCGGGAUUGAUCGGCUGGCAACGUCCACUACCGAUGCAGAUGCAAUCCCGAGAAGCGCCACGACAUUGCGUUCGAUCCCUCUGGCUGCUUGUCAAUCAACAGAGUAUCCCUAA